This is a messenger RNA of Felis catus (domestic cat), 3173 nucleotides long. RefSeq names its product TNF receptor associated factor 2 (gene TRAF2). The record is from RefSeq and is a predicted model, not a curated record. The transcript has 11 exons. The coding region runs from base 1113 to 2684 and encodes 523 amino acids. Gene Ontology annotation, cellular component: plasma membrane signaling receptor complex; cytosol; cytoplasmic side of plasma membrane. Lineage: Eukaryota; Metazoa; Chordata; Mammalia; Carnivora; Felidae. Gene Ontology annotation, molecular function: ubiquitin protein ligase binding; ubiquitin-protein transferase activity; zinc ion binding. Gene Ontology annotation, biological process: activation of NF-kappaB-inducing kinase activity; regulation of apoptotic process; tumor necrosis factor-mediated signaling pathway.
GUCUCUCCCCUGCUCACACACUGUCUCUCUCUCUCAAAAAUCUUAAAAAAACAAAAAUGCUAAGAGUUGAUUCGUUUAAAGCCUUUGGAAGCCACAGAGCCCCUCAGUGCUUCUAGAAGUGGCGUCUCCACGCAUCUGAGCAGACGCAGAUCUCUCCCCUCUCCCCGGACACCUGGUUCUCAGAAUGGAGCCCAAUCCCCGUGGCCGCAGUCCCCAAAGGCAUGCACUGUGACCUCGGGCCUCUGCGCUGGUCCUGUGCCUCCGGUGCCCUGCUGUGUUGUGUCACAGAUCUCUGCAUCCUGUGGUCCCGUCCUGUUACCUGCCUCAGUGUCCUGGGAGGGGGGACGGCAGGCUGUAAACGCCCGUGCCAUGUGAUGGAGAGAGCCUUGCUGGCUCCCUCGGAGGGGGCUCCAAGGGGAGGGGGCUUUCAGCCAGGGGUUCUCUCUCUCGAGCGGUUUCUAAACUUCCCAGGGAAAUAAAUGCGAAUGUCACUCGGGGACCAUGUUCGUCCUGCAGUAUGGGUCAUGCUCUGGGUGCCAGAGCACAGGAUGUGCCGUACUCGCCGGUCGCUGGAGAACGCGUUUGCUCCGGGAGGAUGAAGGCCUCUUCACUUUGUGUUUUGAGGGCCGCAUCUGGGUCCCUCUCUGGCGGUGGGCAGUUGCCGGGUGGGUUUCCACGGCGGGACAUCACGGACAUGCCCAGAGGCCAGGGCGGGAAGGUCCAGAGAGGAAAACCCGGAAGAAAUUACCCACACACCCCGCAGACGAUGCCCAGAGUGGGGAGCACAUCUUCGUCGUGUUCUGGAGUCCAGGCCCGUGGGCGGUGUGCCAUUCUCCUUGCACUGGGCCCGCUCCUUCAUGGGGAUGCGUGAGGACCACUCUCGAGGCCUGGUUCUUGUGUCCACAGGGAGGACGUGUCCCUGUCCCACCACAGGGCCUCACCCCUGCACAGAGGGUGCUGAGCCUGGGAGGAGGGUGCGAGAGGCAGACUCAGCGGAAGCCGUCCGGGGUCUGAGCUGAGAUGUGCGAGCUCUGAGUGGGAGCAGCAUCGAGGCCGCAUCUCCUGCAGGGCCCAGUGGGCAGUGGAGCAGGACGUGGCGGUUCGCGGCUCCCAUGGCUGCGGCCAGCGUGACCCCUCCCGGCUCCCUAGACGUGUUGCAGCCCGGCUUCUCAAAGACCCUGCUGGGGACCAAGCCAGAGGACAAGUACCUGUGCUCGGCCUGCAGGAACGUCCUGCGCAGGCCCUUCCAGGCACAGUGCGGCCACCGCUACUGCUCCUACUGCCUGACCAGCAUCCUGAGCUCCGGGCCUCAGAACUGUGCCGCCUGUGUUCACGAAGGCAUAUACGAAGAGGGCAUUUCUAUUUUGGAAAGCGGUUCGGCGUUCCCGGACAACGCUGCGCGCAGGGAGGUGGAGAGCCUGCCGGCCGUGUGUCCCAGCGACGGCUGCACCUGGAAGGGGACCCUUAAGGAGUAUGAGAGCUGCCACGAAGGACACUGCCCGUUCAUGCUGACCGAGUGCCCGGCGUGCAGAGGCCUGGUUCGCCUCGGGGAGAAGGAGCGGCACUCGGAACAAGAGUGCCCGGAGAGGAGCCUCAGCUGCAGGCACUGCCGGGCGCCCUGCUGCUGGGCCGACCUGAAGGCGCACCACGAAGUCUGCCCCAAGUUCCCCCUGACCUGUGACGGCUGUGGCAAGAAGAAGAUCUCCCGCGAGAAAUUCCAGGACCACGUCCGGGCAUGUGGCAGAUGCCGAGUCCCGUGCAGGUUCCGUGCUGUCGGCUGCCCCGAGAUGGUGGAGAGUGAGAAGCAGCAGCAGCACGAGGCCCAGUGGCUCCGGGAGCACCUGGCCAUGCUGCUGGGCGGCCUCCUGGAGGCCAGGCACCCGUCGGGGGCCGAUGGCCGCUUCCUGGGCCAAGGCGAGGUCGGGGGCUGGGAGGCCGGCACGCUGCACCCCGAGGCCGAGCUCCCCAAGGCCGCGGAGCUCCGGCAGCGGUGUGAGGCCCUGGAGAGGAAGACGGCCACCUUCGAGAACAUCGUCUGCGUCCUGAACCGGGAGGUGGAGAGGGUGGCCAUGACCGCCGAGGCCUGUGGCCGGCAGCACCGACUGGACCAGGACAGGAUCGAGGCCCUGAGUAACAAGGUGCAGCAGCUGGAGAGGAGCAUCGGCCUGAAGGACCUGGCCAUGGCCGAGCUGGAGCAGAAGGUCCACGAGAUGGAGGCGUCCACCUUCGACGGCGUGUUUAUCUGGAAGAUCUCGGAUUUCGCCAGGAAGCGCCAGGAAGCUGUGGCUGGCCGCACGCCCGCCAUCUUCUCUCCAGCCUUCUAUACGAGCAGGUACGGCUACAAGAUGUGUCUGCGCAUCUACCUGAACGGAGAUGGCACCGGGCGCGGGACGCACCUGUCUCUCUUCUUUGUGGUGAUGAAGGGCCCCAACGACGCCCUCCUGCGGUGGCCCUUCAACCAAAAGGUGACCUUAAUGCUGCUUGACCAGAACAACCGGGAGCAUGUGAUCGACGCCUUUAGACCCGACGUGACCUCGUCCUCCUUCCAGAGGCCAGUCAGUGACAUGAACAUCGCGAGCGGCUGCCCCCUCUUCUGCCCCGUUUCCAAGAUGGAGGCCAAGAAUUCCUACGUGCGCGAUGACGCCAUCUUCAUCAAGGCCAUUGUGGACCUGACGGGGCUCUAGCCGCCUCCCCCCAGGGUCAGGGGUCAGGAGCAGCUGGGCCCGGCGGCUCGGUGAGGAGCCACCACGCUGGGCCUGAGCCUCGCUGCGGGUGGGCGCCUGCCGCCUUCGUGGCCCGCCGGGACGGGGCCGCCUCCUGGGAGAGGCCGCUCAGCCCGGGCUGCGUGGGGUGGGCUGCAGGCCCGUCGGUCCCUCCGAGGGCUGUCCGUGUAGGUGCUCGGGGCGGAGUGAGCGGAGCGGGCAAGGUGGGCCGGCACCUCGUCCUGCCCUUUGGCCCCCGGAGAGAAGGGACGCGCUCAGGCCUGGCCGCUGCUCUGAGGAGAGGUCCUGCUGUGCAGGCCAGCGGGCAGGGAGGGCGCUCUGUGUCCUCGGGGCCUCCCGUCAGCCGCCCCCGGGGCAAGCGUGGGGUGCACGUUGGGCCCUGCUGUGAGACGUGGUGCGGUAGCUGCCCCGUCGGGCUGUGGAGGAGUCGUUAUUAAACUGUUAAAUCUC